Oldenlandia corymbosa var. corymbosa is the source of this 1527-nucleotide messenger RNA. The record is from the annotation of a GenBank genome assembly. NCBI's taxonomy places the organism in Eukaryota, Viridiplantae, Streptophyta, Magnoliopsida, Gentianales, Rubiaceae.
AUGGACAUUCUCACUUCAAUAGUUACAGCGAUUUUAGUUCUCUUCACAACUUUUGCAGCUUUGGCAUCAAAAAUUUACAUUGGGAAAUCAAUCGGAAGCAAAAAAUAUCCACCUGUAGUAGGAACAGUGUUUCGACAACUCUUUCAUGUGAACACAUUUUAUGAUUUCCUGUCUGAAAUGGCAAAAACACAACCUACUUUUAGAUUCCUCGGACCGGAACACAGCAUAAUAUACACAGCAAAUCCCGCAAAUAUCGAGCACAUUCUCAAAACAAACUUUCACUUAUACACCAUAGGUUCCGGCAAUGGUGAACAAGUUUCCUCGGACUUAUUUGGCCAGGGGAUCUUCACCGUUGAUGGCGAAAAAUGGAAGCAGCAGAGGAAGCUGGCUGCGGCCGAGUUCUCGACAAGGGUAUUAAGAGAUUUCAGCUGUGAAGUUUUCAGAAGAAAUGCAGCCAAAUUGGCUCAAAUGGUUUCCGAGAUUUCUCAGGCCAACCAAGUUUUUGAUUUACAAGAAUUGCUGAUGAGAUGCACCCUGGACUCAAUUUUUAAAGUUGGAUUUGGAGUGGAUCUAAACUGCCUACAAGGGACAGUACAGGAAGCAAAUGAAUUCAUGAAAGCGUUCGAUGAUUCGAAUGAAAUAGUAUUCCGGCGUCAUAUUGAUCCACUCUGGAAGUUAAAGCGGUAUCUUCAAAUCGGUUGUGAAGCCAACCUUCGGAACAACAUCAAAGUUAUCCAUAGCUUUGUUGAUAGCUUGAUCAAGACUAGAAGAAGACUGUUACAUACGAAACAAGACAUUAAUGAGAAAGAAGAUAUACUGUCAAGGUUUUUGGUGGAAAGCAGAAAGGAUCCGGAGAAUAUGAGUGAUGAAUAUCUGCGCGACAUUAUUUUGAACUUCAUGAUUGCAGGAAAAGAUACAAGUGCAAGCACUCUUUCAUGGUUUUUCUAUAUGCUAUGCAAGAACCUCUGGAUCCAGGAAAAAAUUGCAGGGGAAAUAGAUGAAGUUCUUGGCACAGAGCGGACGGAUCUCAGUAUUGAUGACUUUGUGGCAAGUAUUACAGAUGAAGUGUUUGAAAAAAUGCAUUACACUCAUGCAACAUUGACUGAGACAUUGAGGCUGUUCCCUGCAGUCCCGCUGAAUGGAAGGCGCGCAUGUGCUGAUGACAUCCUUCCUGAUGGUUUUCAAGUGAAGAAAGGGGAUGGUGUUAACUACAUGCCCUAUCCAAUGGGCAGAAUGCCAUACGUAUGGGAAGAUGAUGCCAGGGAAUUUCGACCCGAAAGAUGGCUCCAAGACGGGAGAUUCCAACCUGAAUCACCGUUUAAAUUUGUUUCAUUUCAUGCUGGACCUCGACUUUGUAUAGGGAAAGAUUUUGCUUAUCGACAAAUGAAGACAAUUGCAAUAGCACUUGUACGCUUCUUCCAAUUCAGAUUGAAGGAUGAAGCUCAAGAACUAACAUACAGAACUAUGUUUACAUUGCAUAUCAAGGAUGGCCUACGCAUUCAAGCCAUCCCAAGAAGCAAAGCAUAA